Molecule: messenger RNA, 11823 nt
Organism: Zeugodacus cucurbitae (melon fly)
Lineage: Eukaryota; Metazoa; Arthropoda; Insecta; Diptera; Tephritidae
Exons: 8
Coding region: 1124-7522 (2132 amino acids)
Biological process (GO): regulation of transcription by RNA polymerase II
Cellular component (GO): nucleus
Molecular function (GO): DNA-binding transcription activator activity, RNA polymerase II-specific; RNA polymerase II cis-regulatory region sequence-specific DNA binding
Source: RefSeq, a predicted model, not a curated record
UUGUGAGGAAAUGGUACAUACGUAUAAUUACGAAAAAAUGGCUUUAUUGUACAAAUUUGCUUUAUUUGUCAAAUAUUAUCAAUUUUAGUGGCAUCCCUGCGUCAUAUGCCAUGUUGCCAACUUUUCAGAAUUUCGAAAUACCUACACACACAGUCUUUUAACGCCAAACCUCACCAACACAACCACGUCAAAUUCUCACACCGAUGUACACAUAUACACAUACACUAACAAAAUUCACCACCACUAUUCCUCACCAAUUCUCACACAUAUAGCGCUCUGCGCACCAUUUUCAAUUUUCCACUGUCAAAUUUACUACGGAACGAAAGAGAAACGACGACGACGAUGAAGACGAUGUAGCAAAACGCAAGAAAUUGAAAUUGUGAAGCGCGUACGAGCGAAAAUUUGUGAAAAAAUUGUGAAAAUACGUGUUUUUACGGAUUAAAAAUGUAUAAUUUUAUGAAUAUUAAAGUGGAAAUUUGUGAGGUAUAAGUGCGUGCAGUUAGUGAGUUAAUUUCUAGCCACGAUUAAAAAGUUUGAUUUUUGUGCGCUGCCGUCGUCGAUGUCACAGUCGCAGCUGCGCUCGAAGCUGCAGCGAGGACGUCGCGCCCGUCAUCAACGUUGAUAUACCUAGUGGGACCCGAGACGAGAAGAAGCCGCCGCUGCUUCUAUUUGUAUUGUGUAGCCGACGUAUAUGCGGCGCGAAUGGACGAAUGUUGUGUGAAUGAGUGCGUGUGCCACAGAAGUGGCAGUGGCAAAACGCGCAGAAAUAAAAAUAAGUGAAUUGAUUAAAUAUACGCAGGCACGUAUUAAUUUUGAAUCGUAUCUCUGGAUCGGUUGUUUAAUAUAUAAUUGAAAUGUGCAGAAAAAUUAUUAAUUUCAAAGCAAACGGUGGGAAAUUAUACUGAAAAUUUUUAGUGGAUGUGGAAGGAGCAAUACUAAAAAAAAAGUAUAAAACAAAGAUAAGUGAAGAGGGUUAGCAGAAGAAUUAACUUUUUUUCUGUUUCUAUUGGAAUAUCAAUAUAAUGUGUGUGAAAGAGACCAAUAGUGGAUCUAGUUUGACAGCAACAAAGCAAUAUAAAUCAUAAAAAAGAAAUGGUGUAAAGAAGAAACGUGAACAAAGUGUAUGAUAAAAAGAAAUUUACAAAAGAGGAGUGCAGUGAAGUGUGUGAGUGGGAGAAGUGGAACAAACGGAAUUGUGAAAGAAAACAUAAAAAUAACUAUUCCAAAUGCAGGAAACGUCAACAAAAUGGAUAAUAAAACAAUACAAUUGGAUUUCAAAUUACUGGUAGGGCAGUCACUAAAUCUGCUCGAUAGUCUCGACGAUGUAUCUCAAUGUGAUGCGCUUCAUUAUCUGCUACGAACGCUGAAAUGUAAAUAUCCCGAAGCUUGUGAACGUGUGACAAGGUCACUUUUCCCCCAUAUCACCGAUGAGUUUGCUAGUUCCACAAAAACGGCGAACAAGAAACAAUUGCAGCUGCAAUUGUUGCUCACUGCCAAAAAGGAAGAGAUUAAAACGGAGGAUGAAGGUUCAACAGAUCUUAAUCAGAACUUUGAGAAAAUCCUUUGCAAGGAGGAGAUCAUGUGUCUCGACGAGGACGAUGAAGACGGUGUGGGUGGUGACAUGGACAUAGAUGGCGAUGCAGAAAAUUCGUCUUCCAAUAAUAGAAGCCUACAUUAUAACAACAGUACACAUGCUCUCAAACAAGAUCCGCUCGAUCUGAUACCCUCGUCUAUUAUCAAUACGAGACACAUGAGAAAAGUGAAUUCUAGUGCACUCUUUGAGCACGCAAUUGUGGGCAAUAGUGUGGGCGCCAUUUCACGUUUAGGUGGUGAUGACAGUUAUAACAGUUGGGAUGACUUAGCGUCAUGUGAACAAGAGAAGAACUUGUUACGUCAUAACACCAAAAACAAUAAGCACAAUAAUUAUCCUAGAUUGCUAAGUGAAAAGCACGUGCUCGGUAUUGAUGAGCGAAAUAAUCCAACUACGAAAGCGAAAGAUGACUAUUUCUUCUAUCCUGAUAAUGAAUGGACCAUACACUAUCAUCACAGUACGGGUGAAUUCAAUGUGCGCGCCUAUAAAAAACUAUUUCGAUUUCGCCUACAAACAGCGCUAAGUGAAGUGCAUAGACCCUUCUUAAAGAAGUUCUAUAAGAAUUUCAUUGUUUCUGGGCAGCUGUUGGGCACGCGACCGCCAUUACAUAUACUUGACAAACUGAGAGAAGAACGUCUGGAAGAAUGGCAUCAGCUACGUCUGCGCAAAUUGGCUGCAGCUGCGGCAGCUGCUGCGUAUUCGCAAAGGCGGCAAAUUUUACCUGCGAUCACAUUUGAUUCGGAGCUGGAGUCCGAAUCUGAGUCGCAAAUGUCGACGUCGGUAGCAGCGCCAGAGAUGUUGAAAUUCGAAGAGGUUACCGAUGAAGAUGCGGGCGCUGGCCGUCUGGUACAUGGCAUGGAAAUGGGUCCGGAUAUCGAAGAUGUUUUAGGUGGUGGUAGCAGCGCAAGCGGUAGUGGCCAUAGCAAUAGUAGUAACGGCGGUGCCACCACAGAUUUGCAGACACUGGUCGCUACGACGCCGGAAAGUGUGUCGACGAUGACGACAACGAUAAACAAUACGAACACUGCUUCAUUGGCGGGCGGUGAGAGCACGAACAGCGGUAGUUUGAGCAAUAACAACAAACCUUUGCUACAUAAUCAACAGCAACAACAAGGAAACAACAGCCUUGUGAUAAAUGGCCUUACAGCAAGCAAUAAUAUAAAUAAUCUUAGCUACAAUAGUCAGCAAUUAGCGAAUAUUGUUGGUGAUCUUCCAAGUGUAGCUCCCAAGGAGCAAAAUCAACAACUACAAUCACUGCAGAGCAUUAGUACACAAAUUGAGCGGCAAAAUCGACUGUUGGAACAAGAACAGCCAAAUUUCUCUAAGCAAUAUUUACAAGAACGAAAUGAACAACAGCUGAAUUCCAUACAUUUUCCGACGCUAAACGAUGUCGCCCGCGAGAGUGUGGUAGACGGUGCCACCCUGGAUAAUGGCAGUAACAGUAGUGCCAAUAUUAACAAAAUCGGAUCCAUGCUAUUGCCAGGACUGAAUAAUUGUAGUAAUAGUAGUGGCAGCGGUAGUGGUAGUGCUAGCGGUCCAGGCGGCGAUUCCACGGCGAUGAAAAAAUUGCCUGAAAGUCUACAAAACAAUGUGCUGAAUGCAAACCAGUCACAUUUUUUGGGACUUCAGCAGCAACAACAGCAGCAGCAGCAGCAAGAGCAACAGAGGCUAAUAAAACAGAAUCAAAAACCAGAUACUCCACAGCUGCUGCAACAGCAGCGUAACGUUAAUGCGAACCUGCAACAACAUCCACAAACACACCCGCUAACAUUGUUGGGUGGCAUGGCCGAAAGUGCGCAGCAUCAACUGCAGCAGCAACAGCAGGAACAACUACAGCUGCAACAACAGCGUAUGCAACAACAAGGCACGAAUGCAACGGCGUACAUUAACAGCAUCGACAACAUACUCGAUAACGGUAGUUUGCCGGCUGUGUUUGAACAGAAGCAUCCACAACAGCAUUUCAAUGCGGAGUUGUUGGCGCGUUCACCAGCACUGCAGCAGCAAGGUGCGCAGCAAACCGCAAUAAACGCACAUGCGCAAAUCCAACAGCAACAACAACAGCAAAUGCAACACACAAUGCCCAUGUUGCAUAUGCAUCAGCAACACGUGGACACGCUGCAACAGCAGCAGCAGCUACAUUUGCAACAGCAGCAACAACAACAGGCUGGUACGUCUUCCGCUUGCACAGCACCUACAUCAGUGGCGUCAUCUUCGCUGUCAAUGUCAAGUGCACUUUCUGCGACGCCUAGCAACAUUUUGUCGGGUAUUUCCGCAUCUGCAUCGACUUCCGGUUCGAUUUCCUCAGCUUCAUUAAACGUAUCCUUAGGUCUGGAUGAUAAUGAUUUGUCGCACGAUGAGGAUGAUGACAUGGAUGAACACGAUUUGGACGACAUGGAACCGAAGCAGCAACUCAUUGAUGGCGGUAGCAGCAGCAGCACUUCGCUGCAAGCACCACCCGGGGCACAGGGCGCUGCUGGCACUGGUACUGGCGCGAAGAAGGCAAAACCCAGUUAUCAAUGCUUGCAGUGUCCCAAAUCGUAUCGUAAACGGAAAUCAUUAUUGGAUCACUAUAAGAUUCAUCCAGGUUUUUGUCACGAUUGUGGCCAACCGAAUGGUACAUCAUUGGAGGAAAUAAUUCAUCACAAUCGAACAGUGCAUGCCAAGGAGUUUCCAUUCGUUUGCGACACGUGUGGCGAAUCCUAUUCGCGUCGUCAACAAUUUCAUGCCCACGUCGAAUCUCACAGCAAGAAAGAAUUCAAAAGUGAGUCUUAUUCGUGCAUAGAAUGCGGGCAAAAGUUUCCACACAAGAAACUGCAUCAACAGCACUUAGACACGACGGGCCACAAGGCUGACGGUGCUAUAUGUGAGGUUUGCGGUGCAGAUUUCCCCUCGAAAAAUGCACUCUAUCAGCAUAUAAUACGUGUCCAUAAAAAAGACAACUUUUUCGAGUGCCACAUUUGUCAGAAUCGUUUCACAUUGAAAGCGAAUUUGGAACGCCAUGUACAGCUGCAUACGGAAGUGAAGCGAACAUAUGUUUGUGAUAUUUGUGGCUCAUCGUAUUUUACAUAUCCAGCACUAAAAGAUCAUUACAGCAAUGCGCAUACCGAUGCAUCGGAAUGUAAGUGCACUUUAUGUGGCAAGCGAUUUGGUUCUGUUAAAUCACUGCAGCGACACUUGCCAUCACAUUCGGAGGAGCGACCACAUUGCUGUUGUUAUUGUGAUCAGACCUUCAAGUGGAAAACUCAUAUGGUACGUCACAAGCAAACCGUUCACGGUAAUCAACCACCGCCGAAGAAAGUCAAACGUUUUGCCAAGGAUGAAGAAAUGAUAUCUACACCAGAUAUGCCGGGCCCUCCACCCGCAAAAAUGGCAAAGAAAUCAACUACGAGUAAACCAAAGCAACAGCAGGCGCAACAACAAAAUCCACAACAACAACAGCUGCAACGAGGUGUGAGUAACGUAUCUACACCACCGCCGCUCUCCACCACACCUGGAACAUCGCAACAGGAUCCAUUCAAUGCAUCGAUGAUUAGCAACAGCAGCUCCCAAUCAUCCACUGCGUCAGCUUCGGCGUCACAGCAUUCGCUGUCAACCAAUGAAUCCCAACAGAAUUCCAUGUAUACUCAGAGCUUUAAUGCCGAGAAGUUGAUUGGACAUCAAACGCAACAGCAACAGCAACUUCAACAGCAGCAGCAGCCCCAGCAACAACAACAGCAACCGCAACAGCAGCAACCACAACAAGCAUUAGCUCAAGCACCAUCACAGCUUUGUAAUCCGGCAGCGGUAGCACCAGUGCAUCAUACGCAACAACAGCAGCUCCAACAGCCGCAAUUACAACAACAACGACCGACACCUCCUCCUGCGCAACAGCAACAUCAUCGUCGAACACCGAACACCCCGGAUGGCACUGUGAAUAGCGGUGGUGGCCCCGCAGUGCUUGGUGUGAGUGGUAAUGCGAAUGUACCAGGGAAUAAUCUUAUGUCACGACUAAAUAACUUCGGUCCUCCUGCUGGUGGUGGUGUAGCUAAUAUAGCUGGUGCGUCAGAAUUCCACUUUGAUCCCAACCAUGGUGCGUCUGCUGGACAAAGCAACGCCAGCGCCUACCAGCAACAUCAGUUAAUCAAUCAAUAUCAACAGCAGCACCAUCAGCAGCAGCAAGCUGCGUCAUCAACGGCAGUGGUCCAACAGCAGCAACAUCUGCGCAGCCAUACACCGCAAAGUCCGCACCAACCACAUGCUCCACAACAGCAACAACAACAGCAGCAUUUUACCUCGCCGCACCAUAUGCCUGCGACACAGCAACAGUUGCAUCAUCAUCAGCAAAUGCUGCAUCAUCACCAACAAAUGCAGCAGCAGCAACAGCAACAACAACAUCGUCACAAUCAACAACGUUCACCAUUGCACCAUGCCACCCCUGCUCAACAGUUGCAACAGCAGCAUCAUCAGCCAUCGCAUUCUCCGCAACGAGGACGUUUGCAGUCGCCACAACCGCAACAAUCGCCGCUACAGCAUCAACAACAACAGCAGCAACAAUUGCAACAACAGCAACAACAAUAUGCGCUGCAGCAACAAUCAAAUGAAGCGCCUUGGGCUAAUAUUGGAUUUGGCGCUAAUGCUUUAAGUGGUGGUGUAAGCGCUCAGCAACCCCAACCGCAGCAGCAGCAACAACCGACACCUCAACAACAACAACAACAGCAGCAGCAGCAAGGUGUCGUUGCUCCCAGUGGCGAGCUGAAAGACAACCCCUCCAAAUUCUAUAUUGUUGACACACCCGAUUUCCUUGGGCUUCCCAUGAAUGUCGGUUCAAAUGGUGGUCCUUCCGGUGCCACAACACCGAACUCACUUACUCAACAACAACAGCAGCAGCAGCAACAGCAACAACAGCAGUCGGCAGUUGGGCCGAGUGGUAGCGUGAGUAACAAGCAGCAGGAAUCAGCGAUUGGAGGUGAACUUAUGAGCUUUCAGAGUAUGUGGCCAUCCGCUGGAUCUGCUGCCUCACAGAUGAUGUUCAGUGGCGGAGCACAUCAGCAGCAGCAGCAGCAGCAACAACAACAACAACAACAAACGCAAAGUAACGCCCAAAGCGGGCAAAGUGGUGCUGUAAAUGUUAGUGGUGGCGGCGUUGGAGGAGGCGAUCCGCACAAUUACAAUAACAUCGGCAGUAUACUAACGAAUCUCAUUGACACUGCGCCAAAUUCAAUGGAGUAUAAUUUUGAUAUAAUGCAGCAGGGUGGCGGACAAAUGGGCGUAUCACAAUCUCAAGCACAGGCACAACAACAACAACAGCACCCACAAAAUCCACUUUCUGGCCACCAACAGCAGCAGCAGCAACAGCAACAACAACAACAGUCGCAACCACAACAUCCACUCUCCGCUCACCACCACCAGGCGCACUCGUUGCAGCAACAACACCAUAACGCUGCAGCUGCUGCUGCUAUUGGAAAUUACGGUGCAGCCGGAUUAAUGCGUCACACUAGCUUAUAUGGCUCGCCAAGUGGAGCUUCGCUGUAUGACACUAGCGCUGCGGCUGCUGCCGCCGCUCACCACCACCAUCAUUUGCCUUCCCAUCACCCGGGCUUAGGGGAAUUAACGGAACAACAACAAAAGAACAGCUUUCAACCAUAUCAUCCACAUGCGGCAUCACAUUCGCUUGGUGGACAUCAUCCACUAGCGCCAACCGCCCACCAUCCACUUGCCCCCCACUUAUUGCCACCACCACCACAUGCCAGUAUUUACGAUCGCAGCGUUGGCGGUGGUUAUCCGACAAUGCUAAUGGGUGGUGGCGGUGUUGGUGGCAGUGGCGAUGAACAGAAAACUGUGCUGCCACCAAUCAGUGAUUAUAUGCAUCACAUACAACAACAACAACAACAACUGCAGUCACAACACCCGCAACAAUCGGACCUAGUCUACUAUCCAGUGAAAAAUGAGUGACACCUAAAAUAGGGCGUGGCGUUGAGUGGGCGAACAACAAUGAGAGGUGAACAACAGUGUUUUAGCGCCAACAGUAGCAUAAGCGCUUAUGCUGCACCAAAUCGGUUGAUGCCAGAUCACCUGAAAGUUAACAUGAACAACAAUAACCACCACUCACCGCACCAACAUCAACUACCAGCUUUCAGACAUUAUCACAAUCAUAAAGUCGGCGAUGCACAUGCGCAUGCACAACUACCCUUACAUCACCAUCUGCAAAACUACGCUUCUGCACAUCAUCAGUCAACACACGCCUGGUGGCAUACAGUGACAGCGCUUGGCGCCACACCGUCCGCAAUGACCGCACAAGCUGCAACAGCCACAGUUGCUGCGGCCGGUGUAUUGGGAGAGGAUGUAAGUGCAGCAGCAGCAUCUGCUAUAUAUGCAUCAACAGCAACUAAGAGAGGCGAACAUUUCUUGUAAGUUAGGAUUAUAAGCAACAACAAACAUUAAUUAUAUAUAUAAAACUAUAUAAAAAUAAUUAAGUAUAUAUAUAUAAUAUGUAUAUACAUACGUACAUAUACAGAACGAUAUAUUAAAGUAGUUAGGAUUACACAGGCUGCGAUUUGAAGCGUCAGUAUGUAAACAUAUAUACAUAUAUACUGAUAUAUAGACCAUGAAACUCUAAAGCAUACACUCCACAUUGAAGAACAACGCUAUUUCGUUAUAUAAUUUGUAUGGAAAGCAAGUCACUUGCGCAUUCAAAAUUUGACAUCAUCGGUUAAGAAAAUUUAGUUUUAUAAAUAGAUAAUCUUGGGUCGGAUCGAAGCUUUUUUUUCCUUUUUUUCAAAAAUUAACAAAAGGUGGUCUCAGAAAUUUUUUUCUAGAUUUUCGGGUCCUUAAAAUUCGAAAUUUAAAAAAAAAAGAAAAUGCCUCGACCCAGCCCAGGAUAAUUAUGUAUUCUAAAAGCUGUAGAAAUUUAAUUAAAAUCUACUGCGGUUUUCAAGUUACAGUUGUCACCAGUUUGUUGUCUGUUUUUGAGAAAAAACGCAUUUAAAGUUUUAUACGAGCGUUUUGGAGUGCCUGAGCGCUCUUUUUUAUUUGUCGAAUAACUCGAAAAGUAUUUAACGGAUCAACUACAAAUUUUCAGAGAAUAUUUUUAAUAUGUUACACUUAAAGAAAAUGCAAACAAAUUUUGAUUUUUUGAAAAUCCGACUGCCGCUAGCCCCUGAAAGCGUUGUGGAACGUAAGCGCCGUGGAAAUAGACUAGUGUAUGCUUGCUGUUGUACAUAUUGCAAAAGUUGAGCCUCAAAUAUUAUAUAUAUGACCGUAAUAUCACAAAUUAUAAUUUAUACAAAUAUGUAAAUACUUUUAAAUACAAUUAGUGUUAAAUUAUACUAUACAUAUGUACAUACGUAUGUACAUAAACACAUGCUCACAGCUACGAUAUAAAAAGGGAAUGGCAACAUUUAAAUAGCAAAUGUUGCGCUAUAUCAUUGAACCGAUCAGCUACAUAAGAGGACUUGCAUAUAAACGUUAUAUGCGAUAAUAGUGAAUGUCUAUAUUGUAUAUACAUACAUACGACGGUAUAAUAAAAAUAACAACACUAGUGUUAUACAUCCUUAGUAUGUAAGUGAAAUUAUUUGACUACGCACACAUAAGAGACAGUUGAAUAUGUUUUACAUACGUAUAUAUAUUUACUUUUACUAGUUAUAUGUAUGUAUGUAUACAUAUGUACAUAUAUAUAAUUUUACUCAUAUAUAUACAUAUAAUAAAAUAUAUUAAUAUGUAUAUAUGGUUUAUAUUAUUGCUUGUACAUACAAAAUUUAUAUAUACUACAUAAAUGCAAACUCAUAAAGCUACGAAAGAGUUCUACAUACACACACACACACCCAUACACACAUUGCGCAUUAUUGUUUAACUUGUUUCGUAGCUUAAUAUCUCGAACAAAACUUAGCACACAAUUAUUUUUAUAUACCCUUUUUUGUUUUUAUUUUUCUGAAUGUGACAUUCAUUUGCUCUAGACUAAACCGUUAUCACCAAAAUAUCUCUUUUGUAUGCGUUAAAGUAUACAAUAUCUAAUUACCAUCUUUACAUAAUACAUAUAUACAGCUGUCCUUGCAACUAUUUAUUAUUCAUUUCAGUACUCUCAAUACCCGAUUUUUACUCUAUAAUAAUUGUAUAUAUUUUAUGCAAUGACAUAUAAAGAGAUUUUCAAUACGAACACAUGGGCACUUACAUAAUUCAGAUUUUGGUUUGUUUAUGUAAAUGAAAAAUGUAUUCUCCAUUUACAUAUAUUUUGGGCGACUUAACCAAAAGAUAAUGCCUUUGAAUAAUAUCAACAUAUAUUUUGUUUUUAAAUAUGAGAUUCUAUUAUUUUAAUUUAAUGUGUUUAUAUUGGAAACAUUUUUAUAAAAAACAAAUUCAUAAAUAUCAAACUCAUAGUUUGUCCACAUACAAAUAUACAAAAAUAGUUUUAGAACUGCACGAUUGAAUGGUUGAGCUGUUAUUCGACAAGCUAAAAGUGCUGUAGUCUUUUAGAAAAUAUAACAAAAACAUGGCUUUUGUAGCCUGAAACAAACUGGUUUAAUCCACAUUAUAUAUUUUUUUUUGAGUUAUCAAAAAAAAAAACACAGUAAUUGUAUCAUUCAAUCGUACACCGCUAAAACAGUUUUUAUACACAGAAAAUUCAAGUUUUAAAAAUUCAUAUCACACAAUCCUUUGGUAUUGAGUACAAAAAUUGCAUCAACCGUUUACUAUAUUUAAUGAUUCUUCGUCUUGUUUUGGUAUUUUUCAAUUUUACAAGAAGAAAUAUUUUCAAAACAUACCAUAACUCUUUUUUAUAUCAGUCAUAAUUUCCUCUUCAUUCGUUAAUAGCAAUUUGGUUCUGAAAUUUCGUCAACAAAAAAUGUUUAAAUUGUAUAAUAGUAUAUUCGUUGUGCUAAAACUCCAUACUUGAUUGCAUAUUUUAAACAUUUAUUGUAUAUUAUGUAUAAAAGUUGUGUUAAAAUUAUAUAACCUCACUUACAGAGAAUGACAAAUUUCAUAAUCAAAUUCUUAAUUAACAAAUUAUUUAUUUCCGCUCACAUAUUAUUUUAUCGCUGUAAAAAAAAAUCUCAAAACGUACACAUAUCCAAACUAACUAAUACAAAAUUAUCCAUUUCAUUCCUUAAACCAUAAAAAAAGUAAAAAAAAAAAUAAUAAAUUCUAUAAUAUAUAUGUGCAAGUGCCUAAUUGUAUUGGGACACACACACAGGCACACUUUUCUUCUCGUUUAAUUAUGCAACUUGCUCCUGAUUAAACAUUUCAUUAUAUGUAUAUACGUUUGUAUAUACUAUAUGUAGGCGCUGUUAAAAUUUCUUAAAGAAACAACGGCAAUACGUUUAUCGUAGUAAAGAAACUAGAAAUCUCCUUUUUCCUAUUUACCUACUCUUCGUACUCUGUUUACAACAUUAUAUUAGCCCAUUAGUCUAGCCUGUACGUAUGUAGUUUAAGCUAAUCCUAAACGAAUUAAACAAAAAGAAAAACAACAAAACCAACUCCAUAAGAAUCUAAUACACUUUAUCGAACUUAGUUGUAGAGGUCUACUACUCAUUAGUUUUCUUUCUUUUUGUUUUAUAUUUUAUACUUAUCACAAGCACUCUCCCGUCAUCCGCUCACCUCUACACCCGUUGCUAUUUUUGUGUGUAUUCGUUUGCAUAUAACUUGCAAGUUAUUGAAAAAGCAUCUACAUUACGCUCGAAACAAAUAAUCAUUGUUCUUGUUAAUAUAUAAAAAAUUUAAACUUAAAAUAGACAUCCACAUAAAUUAUGUAUACAUACAUAUUAUUAUAUUAAAAAAUUGUUUUAUUUUUAUUAUUAUUAAUUUUUUCUUGUAACUUAUAAGCAAUUUUAUAUACAUACAUAAAGAACAAACACAAAAGAGAUGUUUAUAUAUUGAGAAAUCAAUAAAAAUUAAAAAAAAAAACACAACAACAAUACACAUAUUUAAAGUACGUACGUAAAUAGUAAAGCAACAACAAAAAAAAAAUUAGUUUUAUGAUGAAAACAAAAGCAAAUAAAAAAAAAAUUAUGAAAGAAAAUACAAAAAACAAAUAUUUUAAAUAAAAUUGUAGUACUUUUAAGAAGCAACAACAACAACACAAACCUACAAAUUAAUACAUACAAAUUAAGUAAAAUGGUAAAAAAAAUAACAACAUCGUUAGAAAUGGUAAACAAAAUGGUUGAAAAGAAUUGAGACAAUUGAAGAUUUGUAUUGCAUUACAAACAGCAUAUUUGUAUAUUUAAUAAAAAUGAUAGUGAAAUAAAUGCGAACUUCGUUUUAAA